Molecule: messenger RNA, 1569 nt
Organism: Vicia villosa (hairy vetch)
Lineage: Eukaryota; Viridiplantae; Streptophyta; Magnoliopsida; Fabales; Fabaceae
Product: protein BIG GRAIN 1-like B
Exons: 1
Coding region: 277-1479 (400 amino acids)
Biological process (GO): auxin-activated signaling pathway
Source: RefSeq, a predicted model, not a curated record
CUCUCUCUCUCUCUCUCUCUCUCUCUCUCUAAUCAUCCUUUGUUUUCUCUUCUCCUCUUAGGCGUGGAACUUGGCUUUCAUUACUGUCUCAAAAUCAUUUCUUUUCUUGUACUAUUUCAAGCAGACAACAAAGUCUAACCAAUUGAUACCAUUCACACUCCUCUGUUUUUUCCUCUGUUUCUUGUUCUGUUUCUCACUCUGUUUCCUCUGUUUCUUGUCUUCUUUGUUCUCUCUCAUCUCCACACCAACUUUUCCCAUAUAAAAAGAAACCACACUAUGGAGAAAUGGAAUAAACCUUCAAGAGACCAUAGAAAACAACACCAAAGAGAAAACCCUUCUUUCUCUUCAUCUCUCUUAGACGUAAUCUAUCGCUCCAUCGACGAAGGCCAUCACAAAACAGAGGAAAAACAAGAGAAACUCAUCUUCUACAAAGAAUCAACAUCAUCAUCAUCAUCAUCAACCAUGAGGAAGAUGAAGAGUGUUGUUGAAGCUGAAAAACCAAACUUCAGAAAAACAAGAAAAGUUGAGAAUUUGAAUGGAAGAAACUCUUUGACAGAAUAUGAAAGAUCAACAAGAAGCAAUUCAAACACACUCUCCAUGCAUUCAAGUUCUUCUUCUUCUGAAUCAAGUUCAGCUGGUGGAUUCUCUUCAUCAGAUUCAGAAUCUUUCUAUGGUUUGCAAAAACCAAAACCCAUUAGAACAAGUGUGUCUGAAAAACCAAACAUUGAUUCACAUAACCAUUUUGUUCAAACUCAAAAUCCCAAAAAUGAGAACGGUUUUGGAAAAACAAAGUCCAAAGCUUUAAGAAUUCUAUACGGAGAUUUGAAGAAAUCAAAGCAACCCAUUUCACCUGGUGCAAGACUCGCAAGCUUUUUGAAUUCACUUUUCACUUCUAGUGGAAAUUCCAAGAAAUCAAAAAUAUCAUCAUCAUCAGCUACGAAAAUAGCUACAAACUCUGUUUUGGAAGCUAAAUCGGCACAAACUUCAACAUGUUCAUCGGUUUCAUCUUUUUCAAGGUCUUGUUUGAGUAAAACUCCUUCAUCAAGAUCAGGUACUAAGAGAUCAGUUAGAUUUUGUCCUGUUAGUGUUAUUGUUGAUGAAGAUUGUAAACCUUGUGGACACAAGAAUUUGCAUGAAGGUGAAAAGAGUUUCGUAGCUAAUUCAAUGUAUGAUGUGAAAAAAAGUAGUGAAGAGUUAAGGUUGCAUGUGAUACAAGAAAGUAGAAGGGUGGAAGAGUUAGCUAGAGAUUUGUUGAAGAAUUAUCAAAAGAAAAAUGAAGUUGAUUUUGAUAUGAAAUUUGAAGAUGAAGAUGAAGAUGAUGAAGAUGAUGAUGAUGGUGCAAGUUGUUCAAGUUCUGAUUUAUUUGAAUUGGAUAAUUUAUCAGUGAUUGGGAUUGAGAGGUAUAGAGAAGAAUUACCAGUGUAUGAAACUACUCAUUUCAAUUCCAAUAGAGUUAUUGCAAAUGGGUUUAUUAUGUAAUUUUGAGGAAAAUGUGGGGUUUAAUUGUAAUUUUAGAGAAUUUAAUGGUGUGGGGGUUUACAUAUAAUAAGAUUUCUCUUUUUUUAUUUA